AUGGGCAACGCCGCCACCAAGUUCCGCAAGGCGCUCGUGAGCGGCGACGAGGCUCUGGCCUGGCAGCUGUACGAGGGCAACCCUCAGUUCAGGGACGGCCUGGACCCGAACGCGUCGUACGGGGAGCAGUACCAGCACAACACACCUCUGCACUAUGUAUGUCGCCACGCCAUGACACGUCUGCUCAGGUCCUUCCUGUUCAGCAAAGAGGGAAAUCCUAACAAGCGAAACGUGCACAACGAGACGUGCCUCCAUGUGCUGUGCCAAGGCCCGCAGAUCCUGCUGCUGCCAGAGGGGGCGCUGUCGCCGCGACUGGCCCGACCACAGAGGGACGAGCAGCGCCGCGCAGACUGCCUUCAGAUGAUCCUGAGCUGGACUGGGGCCAGACUGGAGGGAGGCCAGUAUGAGAAGGCCAACGUCAACGCCACCGACAACCAUCACAGCACCUGUCUGCACUACGCUGCUGCUGCAGGCAUGAAGAGCUGCGUGGAGUUGCUGAUCCAGAGCGAAGCGGACCUUUUCGUAGAGGAUGAGGACAAGUUGACGCCGUGCGACCAUGCCGAGCGGCACCACCACACCGAGCUGGCUCUCAACUUGGAGUCUCAGAUGGUUUUCUCUUCCGCCUCGUUGCAGCAGUCAAAUAGAGAUGCACACGGUGAAACGGGCCUGCUGCAAUACAAGGAGCCUUACGAGGGGCUGAAGCUGCAGGAUCUGCGCAGGCUGAAGGACAUGCUGAUCGUAGAGACGGCAGACAUGCUGCAAGCCCCGCUCUUCACUGCCGAGGCCUUGCUUCGAGCGCACGACUGGGACAGAGAAAAGCUUCUUGAAGCCUGGAUGUCCAACGCUGAGGGCUGCUGCCAGCGCUCCGGCGUCUCCAUGCCGACCCCGCCGCCCAGCGGCUACAACGCCUGGGACACCCUGCCAUCUCCCCGCACUCCGAGGACACCGCGAUCACCCCUGACCCUCACCCUCACUUCACCCACCGACAGCUGCCUCACGCCUGGAGAGGAGGGCCUGGCCACGUGUGGCAUCUGUCUCUGUUCCAUCUCAGUCUUUGAGGACCCGAUUGACAUGUCCUGCGGCCACGAGUUCUGCAGAUCCUGCUGGGAGGGGUUCCUUAAUGUAAAGAUUCAGGAAGGCGAUGCUCACAAUAUCUUCUGCCCGGCGUACGAGUGCUACCAGUUGGUGCCGGUGCACGUGAUCGAGAGUCUGGUUUCCAGAGAAAUGGACCAGCGAUAUCUGCAGUUUGACAUCAAGGCCUUUGUGGAGAACAAUCCAUCCAUUCGCUGGUGUCCCGUGGCUCGCUGUGAGCGGGCCGUGAGGCUCACCAGACCGGGCCCCGGGGACAACGACCCUCACAGCAUCCCACUGCUGCCUUCUCCUGCUGUUGACUGUGGCAAAGGUCAUCUGUUCUGCUGGGAAUGCCUUGGCGAGGCCCAUGAACCAUGUGAUUGUCAGAUGUGGAGAAACUGGCUCCAGAAAGUCACAGAGAUGAAGCCUGAGGAGUUGGCAGGAGUGAGCGAGGCGUACGAGGAUGCUGCUAACUGCCUGUGGCUGCUGACCAACUCCAAACCGUGCGCCAACUGCAAGUCGCCCAUUCAGAAGAACGAAGGCUGCAACCACAUGCAGUGUGCCAAGUGUAAAUAUGAUUUUUGCUGGAUCUGUCUUGAGGAGUGGAAGAAGCACAGCUCGUCUACAGGAGGCUACUAUCGCUGCACUCGCUACGAGGUCAUUCAACAGCUUGAAGAGCAGUCUAAAGAGAUGACGGUUGAGGCAGAAAAGAAGCACAAAAGUUUCCAGGAGCUGGAUCGUUUCAUGCACUACUACACUCGCUUCAAGAACCAUGAACACAGUUACAAGUUGGAGCAAAAGCUGCUAAAAACGGCCAAAGAGAAGAUGGAGCAGCUGAGUCGAGCCUUCAUUUGUCGUGAGGGCACCUCUCCAGACACGCGCUUCAUCGAGGACGGCGUGACCGAGCUGCUGAAGACGCGGCGCAUUCUGAAGUGCUCUUACCCGUACGGCUUCUUCCUGCAGCAGGGCAGCACGCAGAAAGAGAUAUUUGAGCUCAUGCAGACCGACCUGGAGAUGGUGGUUGAGGAUUUGGCCCAGAAGGUCAACCGGCCGUACUUGAGGACGCCUCGCCACAAGAUAAUCACAGCAGCAUGUCUGGUGCAGCAGAAGAGGCAGGAGUUCCUGGCCUCGGUGGCUCGUGGCGUCGCUCCCAACGACUCUCCUGAGCCUCCGUGCAGGAAUUACCCUGGGGGAUCAUGGGACUGGGAGUACCUUGGCUUCACCUCUCCUGAGAUGGGAAGCCGUCACUCUGUGCUGGGAGCCAGCGAUCACAGAGACAGACUGUCGCAGGAUUAUGCUGACAUCCAGUACCGUCGCAGACACAGACCUCGGCGCAGAGGAGACAUGCUGAGCCUGCACAGCCUCAGAAGCAGCAGCAACACACCGGAGACCAGCAGACGGAGUGAGAACACAGAGGGCACCGACAGGACUGAGGGUCGCAGGAGAGCGCUGGGCUCUCUCGAUGAAGACGACCCCAACAUCCUUCUUGCCAUCCAGCUGUCGCUCCAGGAGUCCCGCAGAGAGCGGGGCCUGGAGGUGGGGCUGGAGUUGGAUGGAGGGGAGGAGAGGAGGCCGGGUCCUGGAGGAAAUCUGGCCGAGGUGGCGUUGCACUCUCUCAAUGCCGAGGAUCCUCCAGGAGCCAGAGGCUUCCCCAUUUCACUCCUGGAUCCUCCUCGCCCCCCAAACCGAACAGAUUCCUCCUCGCAGCCAUCCAUUACCAGCUCCCUCACCCUGCCGCCCCCUCCUCCCUCCCUCAGCGCUGAGCUGCUGGAGCUGGGAGACAGUCUUAUGAAACUGGGGAACCUAACGACGCCAUACGACGUAGACGCACGCCACAUGUACAGCCAUAAUACACUGACUGCUCCUUACACCACUGAACCUGCCUGCAGCGACUGCAGCCAUAGACACGACCAGAACGGCCGGACUUCUCCAUAUGCGCUCGAACACAUCACAGAUCCUCGUUAUGACAGCAACGAGCAGAGCUACUGCCAUUCCUCUGCGUAUUCGGCCGAGCCUGAGCACACUGCCUUCUGCGCACUUGAACGCACCCAAAACAUCUCGCAUCCCAGUUCGUAUAACCGGGAGCACACAUCUGGGUGCGAAGGCGCCCCCAAACCAGACUGCUCUUACCACCCCUGUUCCGAGCGGAGCAGCUCUUACACUGCAGAGCGUCCUGCCACCUACGCUCUGCAGCACCCCCCGAGGUCAGAACCCAGACCGCCUGUCCAGUUGUGCCUCCCGUCACCAGAACUCGAACCAGAGCUGCUGCUUUCCCCGGUCAUUCCACCGGGAGGCCCUUUCACCCCCAGUGACCCUCAGAGUCUGGAGACUUUGGAUCCCACAGCCAGCGCUCAGCUGCUGGACAACAUCAUGGCCUGGUUCAACAACAACAUUAACCCCCAGAACAACCCCCAGAACCUGGCUCUCAUCCCCUCACCGCCUACCACAGAAACAGACUCCUCCCCCGACAUGCACACCGAGACAGAGGCUGAGAGCCACACCUCCAGGGAUGUGACCCCCGCCCUCAUCUGGCAGCCCCUGGAGGGCGAGCCAGAAGAAGACCGGGGGGCAGUUAGUACCCCACCAAGUGCUGCAGGUGCCGAGGGCCCGGAGAGCUCUCUGGAGGUGGGUAGCAGAGACACUGGAGAGGAAGAUGUGGGCACUGGGUGUGUGGCUGACCUGUCGCUGGAUGAAGUUCGCACACACCCGUGUCCCACAGAGACAGACGUGGACCCUGUCCUGCAGUUGGAGGAGGACAGGUCACCUGAGGAGUGGGAGGAGCAAGAACACUUGGUGUGACCCGGACAGAACGAUGGAAAAGACACGGAGUCCACGAGAAAAAGAUAAAAGUGAAGUUUAAAGACGGGGCUGAGUGUUUACUGUAUGUAUCAUACUGUAUCUAAAGGCGACAGAGAAACGUGCACACUCUGUCCAGUAAUCAUGAU
Nematolebias whitei (Rio pearlfish) is the source of this 4016-nucleotide messenger RNA. RefSeq names its product ankyrin repeat and IBR domain-containing protein 1. The transcript has 20 exons. Lineage: Eukaryota; Metazoa; Chordata; Actinopteri; Cyprinodontiformes; Rivulidae. Gene Ontology annotation, molecular function: zinc ion binding; ubiquitin protein ligase activity; ubiquitin conjugating enzyme binding. The coding region runs from base 1 to 3870 and encodes 1289 amino acids. Gene Ontology annotation, biological process: positive regulation of proteasomal ubiquitin-dependent protein catabolic process; protein polyubiquitination; ubiquitin-dependent protein catabolic process. Gene Ontology annotation, cellular component: cytoplasm; ubiquitin ligase complex. The record is from RefSeq and is a predicted model, not a curated record.